Messenger RNA from Cantharellus anzutake, 439 nucleotides. RefSeq lists its product as uncharacterized. The record is from RefSeq and is a predicted model, not a curated record. The coding region runs from base 11 to 220 and encodes 69 amino acids. NCBI's taxonomy places the organism in Eukaryota, Fungi, Basidiomycota, Agaricomycetes, Cantharellales, Hydnaceae. The transcript is spliced from 2 exons.
CUGAGAAAGGAUGGCUUCCUCAGAGCUUACAGUUCGAGCUGUAUGUACAGGACUUGGUGUGGGAUGUCUUCUCUGCUUCACCAACCUCUAUUUUGGGCUUCAAACAGGUGAGAUCGUCCUGGCUACAUUGAAUCUAUAUUCACUGUGUCCACUAUAUUGUGAUAGGAUGGAUCAGUAUGUAAGGACUGUUCAGACUAAAGGCAACACGUCCCUUCUCUAACCUUAUGGGUUAAUGUAUGGCGGCAGGAUGUCCCUACAGGCAGCUCUCCUUGGCUAUCUGAUUUCCCUUCUCAUGUUUCGGACGCCUAUGACACCCCAAGAGCACGUAAUCUUACAAACCACUGCUGUGGCCACGGGAACCAUGCCACUUGCUGCAGGGUUCGUCGGCAUAAUCCCGGCAUUGUCGCUCCUCACUCGGUCUCAAGAUGGUGUCGACCCC